AUGGCUGACUUGAAGAACCAGAUCAACUUCAACUACCACUGUCCUUAUUACUCCUACGCUUUCGGCAUUAUGUACCAGUCCGGGCCCGAGCAGAACCACGGGAACUUGAGCGGCUGGAGCGACAGCACGGUGGCGGACUUGGGCAACUCCAACCCCGGGGUAACACAGGCCUACUACGCUGCCGCCACCGCCACCACCAACAACACCACCGGCGUCACCAGGACCCCGGAGGAGUCUCCGCCACACAGCCCGGAGCGGCACGCCGUUAACGGCCACGGUCACUACCAGGGCUCCGGGGUCGUUUAUCUCGGUGACACCCAACCAGGCAGCCUACUGGUGACCGGACCACCCCAAUCUGCAUACGAUGCCCGGGAGAACGAGGUUGGUCGGGCCGGCAGCGACACGAUGAGCGACACCGAGGUGCGCACUUCACCGGACUCCUGGAGCUCCAGCAGCAGCAGCAGGGAAGGGAGUCUCCCCCAUGCAGACCCUGCCACAUGGGCCAAGAAAGACCUUCACCAGGAGACCAGCAGAGUGAGCCCUGGCGCCAACAGGACCGUCUCCAGCUCUCUCAUAGAGGAGCCGCGAGCUUUCCCUGUCCCUGAGGGCAACCUCGCCAACAACAACACCUCUGCUGCACCCAUAACUGCCCCAAAGAAACCAGGCACCCCUGGCAUGAACAACCCUAGAGGAAAGGUCCGGACAGCCUUCUCAGAGAGCCAGAUGAACACUCUCGUCCAUCGCUUCAGCGUGCAGAGGUACCUCACCCCAGCUGAGAUGAAGAACCUGGCUGAGCUCACAGGCCUGACUUACAAACAGGUGAAGACUUGGUUUCAGAACCGAAGGAUGAAGCUGAGGAGGCACCAGAAGGACACCAGCUGGGUGUCGGAGCGCUACUCUAUCAACAAGGAAAGCAUGUUCUCAACGAUUCCCCCGUAUAUCCCACCUUAUCAGGGAGAGGCACGGCCCCAGCUCAGGGAGCAUUACAACCAACACGUGAUGGAAGCGGCCUUCAAAAAGACCACUCCACAGAACCUGGCCUUCUAUCUGGCCGCCAUGGGCACCGGAUCCCCUGGCUAUCCCGCCUGGUCCUCCACCUCGCCGCAGGCUGCAGCGCCCAACAGGCCCCAGAUGACCAGCUGGUCCAUGCCACAGGGCGUCGGCAAUUACGAAUACAACCCCAGUCCAUUUAACUUGGCCCCCGUCGCUGCUUUAAACAACUUCGGCCACGAUCCAAGCUUUGAAAACAACGAUGGAGUGCCUGUCAACACCCAGAGCUCCCUCAAUGCUGCCAUGGCUCACAACACCGGCCAGUAG
This is a messenger RNA of Stegastes partitus (bicolor damselfish), 1317 nucleotides long. RefSeq names its product nanog homeobox (gene nanog). The transcript is spliced from 4 exons. Gene Ontology annotation, biological process: regulation of transcription by RNA polymerase II. The coding region runs from base 1 to 1317 and encodes 438 amino acids. The record is from RefSeq and is a predicted model, not a curated record. Gene Ontology annotation, molecular function: RNA polymerase II cis-regulatory region sequence-specific DNA binding; DNA-binding transcription factor activity, RNA polymerase II-specific. Lineage: Eukaryota; Metazoa; Chordata; Actinopteri; Pomacentridae.